CUCUGAGCUGUCAGCACAGAGCCUGACAUGGGACUUGAACCCACUAACCACAAAAUCAUGACCCGAGCCGAAGUUGGACGCUCAACCCACUGAGCCACUCAGGUGCCCCAAGUGGUCUUCCCUAUAAUUGAACUAUUUACCAUUCACUAUCUUGAAAGCUUAAGAACUUAAGCUUAAGAAUGAAAGCUUAAGAAUUUCUGUGGUGGUUGGUAAAUGUAGUUUUGCCUUUUGCAUCCUGUGAGACAUUGUAACCCUAGUAAGGUGAAGAGUGGACUCAGGUCAAAAUAUUGGAGGUUAUACGUUUAUUUUUGAGUAGAAUGCUGAGUGAAAAAGAGCAGAGGUAAGGCCCAGCUUUGUAGUUUACUUGACACAAAAGGUUUUUUCUUUUUCUUCCUAAAUAUAACUGUGCUCUGAUAUGAGUAAAAGCAACCAAUAAAUAAAUAGCAGAUUGAGUAGCUGAGCGGUGGGAUUUGAUGUUAGUUUUCACUGUUGACCAGAUAAACAGGCACAUGGAAGUAACACCAUUUUGGAAAUUGAGUUUCCCAAAUGAGCUUUGUUUAUAAACUUUGAACAUAUCAAAAAUGGGCAGUUUAUUAAAUCUUUUCUACCAACAUCACUUUUUUUUCCCCUCAUCCUUUUUUUCCUCCAUGUUAUUGCCUGCAGCAGUCAGUUACAGUCACUCAUGCUAAGUAGAGUUUGAGUAGAGCUAAUAUUGGCAAAAAUAUACUGUUUGACCCCUUCCCCCACUGCUUAUGGUGUGGCAUGAUUUUGUGUUUUGAACCAGUACGUUUCAGCUGUGAAAUGCACUCACUGCAAGCACUGAGCUGAGUGCAUGGAAACUGUUAUGCUUCUCAUUUUAUGUGAUCUACUAAUUGGUAUGUAGCAAAAAUAAUUUUCUAAAACUGUUUUGUUGCUUGUUUUGUAAUAAAACCAUGUGAAAUACUGAAAUAUGGUGUAUGUUUUCCUAACGCUGACCUUCUGUCCGUGGGUGGGUGAUCUCUCUAGUCAGUGUGCCCUAUUACUGGUUUUCUGGACUUCCCGAGGUAAGUGCCUGCACAGGGCAGGGCUGGCGACCUCUCUUCGUGGCGUGGGGGUAGACCUGGCCCCGGGGCGGGGACGGUGUGGGUGAUACGUGUGGGAUCUGCCAGGUUCUGCCCCAUAAAGUCUGGGGGUUGGCGGAGGCGGCACCCAAGCCGGGAGAAAGUGUUGCUCACGUUAGAGCAGUUGCGAGACCAAGGUAACUGGAACAGAGCGAAGAAGGAAGGGGGCAGAAUGACUAGAUCUCUGCUGCGGCCCACCGCGCUCGGACAACUCCUGCUGUGGCUGCUGCUGCCCCCGCUGCCUGUGCCCAGGGUCGAGGCUAGGAAGUCCAGGCCCUCGCUGCCCUGUCCGGCGGCCUGCGAGCCUACGCGCUGCCCCCCGCUGCCCACCUGCUCCGCUGGGGCGACGCCGGUGCUCGACCGCUGCCGCUGCUGCCGCGUCUGCGCGGCAGCCGAGGGAGAGGCCUGCGGCGGGACGCUGGGCCGGCGGUGCGCCCCGGGGCUGCAGUGCCGCGCGCCGCUCAGCGCCCAGCGCUUCCGCGGCGCCUGGAUGGGCACUUGCGGCUGCCCCGCGGUGGGAGCGGCCGUGUGCGGCAGCGAUGGGCGCACCUACCCCAACCUGUGCGCGCUGCGCGCCGAGAACCGCGCCGCGCGCCUCCGGGGCGCGCUCCCGGCCGUGCCCGUGCUGAAGGGCGACUGCGCCGACCAAGGGACCAGGAGUGUAGGCCGGCUCAGGAGCAAGUACAACUUCAUCGCCGCCGUGGUGGAGAAGGUGGCGCCAUCCGUGGUUCACUUGCAGCUGUUCCGCAGGUCACCUCUUAGCAGCAAGGAUAUUCCUGCAUCCAGUGGCUCUGGGUUCAUAGUGUCUGAGGAUGGGCUCAUUGUUACCAAUGCCCACGUCCUCACCAACCAGCAGCGGAUCCAGGUGGAGCUCCAGAGUGGGGUCCAGUAUGAAGCCACUGUCAAGGACAUUGACCAUAAAUUGGAUCUUGCGCUGAUUAAGAUUGAGCCAAACACUGACCUUCCUGUAUUGCUGCUGGGAAGGUCAUCUGACCUGUGGGCUGGAGAGUUCGUGGUGGCCUUGGGCAGCCCGUUUUCUCUGCAGAACACGGUGACUGCAGGAAUUGUCAGCACUACACAGAGAGGGGGCAAAGAGCUGGGGCUGAAGGAUUCGAACAUGGACUAUAUCCAGACUGAUGCCAUAAUUAACCAUGGGAAUUCUGGGGGACCUCUGGUGAACUUGGAUGGUGAUGUGAUUGGCAUAAAUACACUCAAGGUGACCGCAGGAAUCUCCUUCGCAAUUCCCUCAGAUCGAAUUCGACAGUUCUUGGCAGAAUUCCAUGAGCGCCAGUUGAAAGGAAAAGCUCUUUCACAGAAGAAGUAUCUCGGUCUGCGGAUGCUGCCUCUCACUAUGAACCUUCUUCAAGAGAUGAAAAGGCAAGAUCCAGAUUUCCCUGAUGUGAGUUCUGGAGUUUUUGUGUAUGAGGUGAUUCAAGGAACAGCUGCUGAAAGCUCUGGGUUGAGAGACCACGAUGUAAUUGUCAGCAUAAAUGGGCAACCUGUUACCACCACAACUGAUGUUACUCAAGCUGUUAAGGACAAUGAUUCCCUUUCCAUGAUGGUUCGUCGGGGAAGUCAAACUCUGAUCCUGACAGUCACACCUGAAACAAUCAAUUAAAUAUCUUGCCUUAAAGAGAAAUUAUCUAACAAAA
This is a messenger RNA of Leopardus geoffroyi (Geoffroy's cat), 2752 nucleotides long. It is a transcript of the gene HTRA4, whose product is annotated as HtrA serine peptidase 4. Gene Ontology annotation, cellular component: extracellular region. Gene Ontology annotation, biological process: programmed cell death; proteolysis; positive regulation of apoptotic process. The coding region runs from base 1273 to 2718 and encodes 481 amino acids. The record is from RefSeq and is a predicted model, not a curated record. The transcript has 9 exons. NCBI's taxonomy places the organism in Eukaryota, Metazoa, Chordata, Mammalia, Carnivora, Felidae. Gene Ontology annotation, molecular function: serine-type endopeptidase activity; protein binding.